Messenger RNA from Fibroporia radiculosa, 3096 nucleotides. RefSeq lists its product as uncharacterized. Gene Ontology annotation, cellular component: cell cortex of growing cell tip; actomyosin contractile ring. The coding region runs from base 1 to 3096 and encodes 1031 amino acids. The record is from RefSeq and is a predicted model, not a curated record. The transcript has 8 exons. Lineage: Eukaryota; Fungi; Basidiomycota; Agaricomycetes; Polyporales; Fibroporiaceae. Gene Ontology annotation, molecular function: MAP kinase scaffold activity.
AUGAGCCACGGAUCCGAGGUCAAUCACGGCUCCUCAUCCUCGUGCUCUCUGCAUGUUUCCCCUCCGGCCUCUGCGACAAAUCCCCUCUUCUUCCUCCACGCCGUCGACAUGAAGCGCUCUGGAUCCUCUCGUGUCCCGUCGCCCACAAACACAACUUACUCGGGCAUCUCAAACUACCGCACAGAGUCCUACCGCCCCAUCCGAGACGCACUCCCCAGCCCCUUCACCCCUACAGAUCCCUAUGCUAUCGCUCGUACCCAUUUCGACGAGCUCAGUGAUUAUCUUGCCGAUUACCUCGCCAAAGAACCCGCAAACUCUCGCACUACCGCAAGGCAGAAACUCACUCGCCUCACUCGUCAGCAAUUUCAGGAGUUAUCUACCGAUGUCUACGACGAACUCGUUCGCCGAAAGAAGAACGCUGACAGCAACGACAUUCCCUUUCUCCCUGUCCGAGACGACUUUCAUCCCAAGCGCAAUCAGGCCCGUCAAAAGCUCGCCACCCUUCCUACCGGCAGAUUCAAAGAUCUCUCUAGUGAUGUCUACUACGAGCUUGCCAGACGGUAUCCUGAAUUCAAGGAGGACUCCCUGGACGGCGCCACUAAGAUGUCGCCCGGAUCUACCUACGACGACUAUCCUUCUCCUGACUUCCCCGCUUCCGCGCGCUCCAGCAAGGGCCCCACGCCCUCGAUACCCAUACGCAACGGUCGUGCUUCCGAAGACCGGGCGAUCGACAGCGGCUACGCUCCCAGUCCAUCCUCCGUCCGCCGCCCUAGUGAAGAUAGCUAUGGGCGCCGCCGGCUGGGCGAGGACGAUUCUGCAGGUGGACGGCGCAGUGCAGACACGUACGGGGUUGCUGCGGAGAGCUUCUCCUCGAGUCCGCGCCGCCGGCCGUCGCAGGAUGUCUACCGCGCAGAUGACCGGCGACGACCAUCGCAAGACACGAGUCUGCGGCGAUCCGAAGACCGCGAGCGCGAGUAUGGCGGCAGCGGAAUGGGGCGGCGCCCAAGUGAGGCGAAGAGCACGACGAGCGAGUCCACCGCGGCGUCGAAUGCACAGAGCGCGGGGAUGGGGAUGAUCAUCCCUAACAAGAGCACGAUCGCAGAGGAGGAGAUCGAGGUGCCAUAUGGCCGUGAAGUCCGCGACAGUGCGAGCACGGCGAUGGAUGACCGGACACGUGAACGAGAACGCAGCAUCGAGCGUGGGAGGGAUAGCGACAGUGACGAUGAACGGCGACCAAACGGUGGGCUGAGCGGGCUGAGUGCGCGGCUGCAGGCGGUCGAGGGUGACGAAGAUGGCGCGGGGAAGAGCGGUGAUGACUACUUUGACAAGAUGUCGCUUGGCCGUACCUCGGUCACGUCAGAUCGUUCGGCAGGCGGUGUGGGCGGUGGAAGGAUUAUGGGCGGACGGGCAAGUGUAGCAAGUGAGGAGCAUGAGAGGAUACGGAGGGAGUAUGAAUAUCGGAUCGCCACGAUGCAGUCGCGCAUCACGACGCUCGAGCGGGACCUCGAAGAUGUAAACCAACGAGAGCAGAAGUGGACAGAAGGUGAGGAGCGUGUGCGAGCGGUAGAAGAGGAGAUGCGAGAGUUGCGACAACGGCUGGAGGAGAAGAGCACAGCCAUGUUCACUUUGCAGCAGGAAUUGGAUAACGCGCGGCAGGAGCGGGCAAGGGAGAAGGAGGUCGAGAUGAAGAGAGCGAGAGAAGAUGAGGAGGAGCUACAGAUUUUGCGAGAUCGGUGUGAACGUUUGGAAGCAGAGCGCGAGGGCCAGGGCAACUCCGAAAUUUUGGACCAACUUCGAUCUGACACGGAAGGGCUCUUGGUUGAGCUAUCCGAUCUAUCACGGAGGAACGACGAGUUAAUGACUGCUAAAGAUGCUGACUUGAUCGUCAUUAGAGACCUUGACGCCCAGCUCAAGGAUUACAAGCGCAAAUAUGAACAAGCCAAGACCGAGCUGCGAAGCGUUAAGGCGACGUCGCAGCUGUUCCUACAAGCUCCAAGAACAGAUGAUCAGCUACCCGUAUCGCCAGAUGGUGGUCUUGCAGACAUCCAUGUGACCGCGUUCGUAUCUGCGAUCGACAGCCUCCUCACGGCUGGUCGCUCGAAUGCUCCAACACGGGUCCUUACGCCCAUGAAAGCAGUUGUUAACGCUGUUAGUGCGAUAGUGGAAGAUAUCAAGGUGUUUGAGCAGCGGCGAAGGCGGGAUCGCUCCGACGUAGACAUGGAGACGCUGCGCACCUUGCGAGAACGUGUCGAGGCCACGCUCAGCAAUCUUGUAGCGGCAUCGAAGACGCAUGCAACGGGCUCUGGCAUGUCUCCCGUCAGCCUACUAGAUGCCGCGGCUAGCCACGUAUCACUCACAGUGACGGAGAUUGGCAAGACAAUCUGCAUUCGCAAAGCCACGCGUGCAGAGCAAGAGCAAUUCUCCGUCCCUCCCCCAAGUGCUUCCGUGACUAGUGGCUUCGCGCCAUCGCUACGAUCUGUGGAUGAAGUCAAAUCUUUUCAUCAAAGAGGUGGUAGCUCCUCAAGCUCGAAACGAGGAGAAUCAUACUCGUCCGCCCGCAUGCCAGAGUCUGCGUCAUCGACGCGUUUCUCACCACCAGGCAGAUCCUCUUAUGAAGAGCGACGUGGUCCGCCAUCCAAUAGGUCUAGCUCUGACACAAGUUCGCCGCCCCCCAUAUUUGAUCAGCCCGCAUCUCAUAGCACUGGUGGCGUGACAAGUGACGAGUCCGGUGUGGCUGAGAGCCCAGAGGACGCGUGGGCGGAAUUGAAGCCGUAUCUAGAGGCGCAAACAGAAGCGAUCGUGUACGCGAUUCAAAGCGUGCUGUCGGGUGUCCGAAGUCCCACGCCGCCACCAACGUUGAACGAGAACCUGACGCAAAUUAUCACCAUUGUCUCUAGCAUCGUCGCCGUCUGCAAGGACAAUCUGCCGCCAUCAUCGGCCCAGCAGGGAGAGGAGAUCCUCCGAGAGCUUGGAGAGCAUGCGAAUAAGCUGAGCGAGGUCCAAGCCAUGCCUGAGGUCACGAAGGAGUCGCGGCAGGUCAUGGCGAAGUCGAGUUUUGCCGUGGCGAACGCUAUGAAAGGUCUAAUGAAGUUGUGA